This is a messenger RNA of Microthlaspi erraticum, 1236 nucleotides long. NCBI's taxonomy places the organism in Eukaryota, Viridiplantae, Streptophyta, Magnoliopsida, Brassicales, Brassicaceae. The record is from the annotation of a GenBank genome assembly.
AUGGAAUUAAAUAGAGGUCUCACAACCACAUGCAUUCUCCUUGGUCUCUUUCUCUCAGCCAGCUUCUUCACUCAUUCUGUGGUAGAUGCAAGAAAACAUGUGGGAUUUGAUAGAGACUCAAAGCACAAGCCAAAGAAGGUGAUCAUCAUCAAAGCAUUAAAGCACGCAUCAUUGUUGGAGAAAAUGAUGACACAACUCAAUCUUGCUCAGCCUUUGGAUUACACAACAUCCUCCAACACUCAACCUUAUGGUGUUAGCACAACUCUCACUCUACCUCCUGAUGUUUCACUUCCCCCGCUCUCAGUUCCUGAAAACGCCCCUCCUUUUUGCGUUAAUCCCCCAAAUACCCCUGAUCCUGGUCUUAGCCCACCUCCCGGCCCAAUCACUCUACCUAACCCACCCGAAUCAUCCUCUAACCCGAACUCGAAUCCAAACCCACCCGAUUCCACCUCUAACCCAAACUCUAACCCGAACCCACCAGAUUCUUCAUCUAACCCAAACCCACCCAUUACUGUCCCUAACCCACCCGAAUCAUCUUCUAAUCCAAACCCACCUGAAUCAUCUUCUAACCCGAACCCACCCGAAUCAUCAUCUAACCCGAACCCACCCGCAUCAUCAUCUAAUCCGAACCCACCCGAAUCAUCAUCUAACCCGAACCCACCUGAAUCAUCAUCUAACCCGAACCCACCCGUUACCGUCCCAUACCCUCCUGAAUCCUCCAGCCCAAACCCGGUGGAAACAUUCCCUAGUCCUCCUGAACCCGGUUAUACACUAAGCCCACCGGUUCCCAUUUCAGGUCCACCGUACAAUGACCCGGGCCCAUCAACCCCUACGGUCACUCCCACACCUUCCGGCGGUAUUCCAUCCCCGACCGGAUCAAUUCCAAGCCCAUCAUCACAGUUUUUACCUCCGAUCGUUUAUCCACCGCCUAUGGUGCCACCACCAUCUAGCGUCACUCCGACCUCGGCUUACUGGUGUGUGGCUAAGCCCUCAGUGCCUGACCCCAUUAUCCAAGAAGCCAUGAAUUUCGCAUGUGGGUCAGGAGCUGACUGCCAUUCAAUUCAGCCAAAUGGACCUUGCUUUAAACCCAAUACGUUGUGGGCACAUGCUUCGUUCGCCUUCAAUAGCUACUGGCAACGGACCAAAAGUGCUGGUGGCUCGUGCACGUUCGGUGGUACCGGCAUGCUUGUCACCAUCGACCCAAGCUUUAAUGGGUGCCAUUUUGAUUUCUUCUGA